GCAUUCAUCAAAGUUAUCUGCUAAUGAGUAGAAUUUUACUUUUGACAUGCUGUCGAAGCUUGGCUGUAAAUCAGAUACGAAAUAUUGGAUGCAUUGAUUUCAAUAUAGGCGAAUCAAUUGAGGAUUAAGAGUUCGGAAUUAUUUCAGUACCAUCAUUUGUAGCUCUGUUUCGAAAUGCCGUUUGGAUAUCUCUUCCGGAGAACAUGGUCAUCCACAGACCGACUUGAUGGCAAAACAGUGCUCAUAACUGGAGCCAACACUGGUAUUGGCAAAGAGACAGCGCUGGACCUGGCAAAGAGAGGGGCCAGGAUAAUCAUGGCCUGCAGAGACAUGGAGAAAGCUGAGGGGGCCCUGAAAGAAGUCAUAGAAGGCUCUGGUAGCCAAAAUGUUGUCAUCAAGAAGCUUGAUUUGUCAGACACCAAGUCCAUCCGCGAGUUUGCAGAGACUAUUAACAAGGAGGAGACGAAACUCAACAUCCUCAUCAACAAUGCUGGCGUCAUGGUGUGUCCGCAUGGGAAAACAGCUGAUGGAUUUGAAAUGCAGAUUGGCGUCAACCACAUGGGUCACUUCCUGUUGACCCACUUAUUGGUUGACCUGAUCAAAAGGUCGACCCCGGCCAGGAUCAUCAAUGUGUCCUCCAUGGCUCAUUCCUGGGGCACCAUCAACCUGGACGACAUCAACAGUGAGAAGGGCUAUGACAAGAAGAAAGCGUACAGCCAGAGCAAGCUAGCUAAUGUCCUCUUCACCCGCUCCCUUGCCAAGAAGCUACAAGGCACUGGUGUGACGGCAUACUCCCUCCACCCUGGCGUGGUUCAGACUGACCUGUGGCGGCACCUGAGCGCACCUCAGGCAGCUAUCAUGAAGAUGAUCAGUCCCUUCACCAAGACAUCCGUGCAAGGAGCUCAGACCACUAUCUACUGUGCUGUGGCACCUGAACUGGAAACUGAGAGUGGUGGAUAUUACAGUGACUGCGCACCAGCCAACUGCUCAAGCUCUGCUUCAGACGAUGACACGGCCCAGAAACUGUGGGAGCUAAGCUGCCGGAUGCUUUCGCUGUCAUGGGAUUGAAUAACUCCCAAAAGGUGUAUGGUUUACAUUUUGAGAUGUAUGAGCACUGAAGAAUACAAAACAUGUACAGCAUCUUAAAUGAAAGUCCUUUGUCCCAUGGAUACAUUCCAACAUAUCAUAUUAUGAUGUGGUAUUUUAAUUGAAAUGAUGUAGUUGACAGUACUUGUAGAUGUAACAUACAAAAUACAAUUUAACAUGGUUCAUUGCCACUGGCAUUUGAGAUGGAAUAUAUGUAUUUUUUUUCCCGUACUGUACACACAGUCAUAUAAUAUUGUACAUUAUUAGACUGCUGUUUAUUGUCGAUAAGUAAGUAAUCACACCAACAUUAAAUCACUCAUCUGUAACUGCUCCAUCAAUUUUGGGACUUUUUAAAAUUAAUAUAUAUAAUUAAUUAAUGUGUGUUGAUAUACAGUACCAGUCAAGUUUGAACACACCUACUCAUUCAAGGGUUUUUCUUUAUUUUACUAUUUUCUACAUUGUAGAAUAAUAGUGAAGACAUCAGAACUAUGAAAUAGCACACAUGGAAUCGCGUAGUAACCAGUAGCCACUCUUUGCCUUGAUGACAGCUUUGCACGCUCUUGGCAUUCUCUCAACCAGCUUGAAGGAGUUCCCACAUAAAAAUGAUGCUGAGCACUUGUUUGCUGCUUUUCCUUCAUUAUGCGGUCCAACACUUCCCAAACCAUCUCAAUUGGGUUUAGGUUGGGUGAUUGAAGACCAGGUCAUCUCAUGCAGCACUCCAUCACUUUCCUUGGUCAAAUAGCCCUUACACAGCCUGGAGGUGUACUGGUUCAUUGUCCUGUUGAAAAACAAAUGAUAGUCCCACUAAUCGCUAACCAGAUGGGAUGGUGUAUAGCUGCAGAAUGCUGUGGUAGCCAUGCUGGUUAAGUGUGCCUUUCAAUUCUAAAUAAAUCACAGACCGUGUCACCUGCAAAGCACCAUCACACCUCCUCCAUACCUCAUGGUGGGAACCACACAUGAGAUCAUUCAACUACUCUGUGUCUCACAAAGACCCGGCAGAUGGAACCAAAAAUCUCAAAUUUGGACUCAUCAGACCAAAGGACAGAUUUCCACUGGUCUAAAGUCCAUUGCUGGUGUUUCUUGGCCCAAGCAAGUCUCUUUUUAUUAUUGGUGUCCUUUAGUGGUUUCUUUGCAGCAAUUUGACCAUGGCCUGAUUCACACUAUGUCCUCUGAACAGUUGAUUUGGAGAUGUGUCUGUUACUGAGGUGCAGUUAACUAAUGAAAUUAUCCUCUGUAGCAGAGGUAACUCUGGGUCUUCCUUUCCUGUGGCGGUCCUCAUGAGAGCCAGUUUUAUCAUUGCGCUUUAUGGUUUAUGCGACUGCACAUUAAGACAUUUUAAAAGUUCUUGAAAUGUUCAGAAUUGACUGACCUUCAUGUCUUAAAUUAAUGAUGGACUGUCAUUUCGCUUUGCUUAUUUGAGCUGUUCUUGCCGUAAUAUGGACUUGGUCUUUUACCAAAUAGGGCUAUUUUCUUUAUACCACCCUACCUUGUCACAACACAACUGAUUGGUUCAAACGCAGUAAGAAGAAAAUAAAUUCCACAAAUGAACUUUUAACAAGGCACACCUGUUAAUUGAAAUGCAUUCCAGGUGACUACCCCAUGAAGCUGGUUGAGAGAAUGUGAAAAGCUGUCAUCAAGGCAAAGGGUGGCUACUUUGGACAAUAUCAAAUAAAAAAAUAGAUUUUGAUUUGUUUAACACUUUUUUUGGUUGCUACAUAAUUCCAUGUGUGUCAUUUCAUAUGUCUUCACUAUUAUUCUACAAUGUAGAAAAUAGUAAAACAAUUAAGAAAAACCCUGGAAUGAGUAGGUGUGUCCAAACUUUUGAAUGGUGCUGUAUACCCAAUAUAACUUGAAUGCCUAAUGAGCUCAGUUCAACUGCCGUACCCCAUCAAAACCCAAAAUAUGAGAUUGUUUUACUCUAUUGCUUAUAAACAAUGUCAUUUUUAACCAUGGUUAAAACUAUAAUAUUGAUACCAUGGGUGGUCAGUCCUUGCAAAUAGCUCUGAAUUUGAGAGUGGUGACAUUAACCCAGCCCCAUCCCUCAGCUCUUUACUAAAUCAGUGGCGGGAUUGUCGCUUUGUUACUGUUUCAAAUACAGACUUCCCCUUUAGGGGUAUUUACCUACUUCGGAUUUCAUAAUGAAUUUCCACUGUAUAGUGGCUUUCAAAUAAUAUUUUCUACGUUUAAAAAAAACAUUCUAACUAAAACAGUUUUCUAAAAUGAUGCUAUAAUUUUCUAAACACUUACAAUUACAAAGGGCUGCCUUUAGCAUCAUGUAAUUUCCUUGUUAAAUGUGGUCUAUUUUUCUAUUAUGAUAGAGCAUUAAAAUAUCUAUCUACCAGGA
Molecule: messenger RNA, 3430 nt
Organism: Oncorhynchus nerka (sockeye salmon)
Lineage: Eukaryota; Metazoa; Chordata; Actinopteri; Salmoniformes; Salmonidae
Product: retinol dehydrogenase 12-like
Exons: 7
Coding region: 175-1068 (297 amino acids)
Source: RefSeq, a predicted model, not a curated record